UAGAGGAGAAAGGGCUGGAUGGGAAAGAUAGACAGAGGGAGGGAUACAGACAACCGAUAAAGAAACGCACUGAGAGCAACAGUGGUAAAGCAAGGCUACAGACGGAGACAGAGAUAAGGUCUGGAUAUAAAUGCUCAGUCCACCAGCUGGGGAAUAAUAACUGCAGCAAGUGACUGGAGGAUACAGAGAAAGGGGGAAGCAGAGAGAAGAUGGAUGUACAAACAGAGAACAUGGACCCCCCGCCUUGUGAAUCCCAGUCGAGUGGAAAAAUCAGAAAAGGAUUCAAGCUGUUUGGCAAACGCAAGCCAGGUAACAUUUUUUCUAUUCGUGGCAAAGGGGAUGGGAACAACAAGUCACCUGUUAUCAGGAGCAAAACCAGUGAUGGAUUAUCUGAGACUGCUGCACCAGAUUCAGAGCAGGAGCCAGACAAGGAAAAGGCACAGGAGGUGAGUCAAGGAGAGAGGGAGCAGGCAGAAGAGGAGGCUCUCGGUGAAGAUGGCGUUAUGGCUGCAGCCCCAGCUCGUGCCUCCAUUUCUUCAGCCAGCUCAGCCAAGUCCCUCAGCUUCCUGUCGCUGCUGAGGGGUGGUCGGAGAGGAGUGGGGGACCGCAGGGUUCACACCGUGUCCCAGCCUGUGGGUCGGCACCGUCGUGGGCUGAAGGGUCUGUUUGGCAAUGUUAAGUUUAAAUCAAAAGAUAAAGAGGAGAAGGAGGAAGCCCCUCCGAGCCCACUUCUCAUGUCGUCCCGUGCCAACAGUGUGGAAAUCAUCAAAGAGGACCUCACCCUCACCCCCAAAUCCCAUCCUCGCUCUCUGGACAGCCCAGAGACUGAGAGCUAUGAGCCUGAAAAGAGCUUUGCAACACAGGACAGUGAAGCUACGUCCCCAUCAGAGACCUCAACUCCCCAGGUGACGGCAGGCGAUGUGAGUAGAACUGAUGAGCAUGUGCCGCCUUUACCCACCUCUGAACCACCCUUGGUACCCGGGGAUAACAGCCUGAGCUGCCUGCUGGCAGACAUCUCCUCUCUCCUGACCUUUGACUCAAUCACAGGGGGUGGAGACAUUAUGGCUGAUGUGGAGGCAGAGUGGGGAAAAGCGAGCAGUCCUGUGAGUGCUGCGGGGACUGAAGUCACGCCAUCAUCCACAUCUCUCUUCUCCAAACCCACCAUCUCAUCUCCACCGACCUCUGCCUUCAUCAACACAGCUGCUACGGCAAAACCCUCUCCUGUAGCCGUCCCCACAACAACCUCUACCCAAUCCUUUACUCCUCUGACAAAGACAACUGCAACCUCUUCUCCCAAGCCAAGCUCCAUCAUCACGACGUUGACCAAAUCUUCCACUUUGACGACUCAGUCAGUCAAACUGAGUUCGGACUCUACUCCAGCCCCUGAGCCUUCUGCUAGCGUAAAAAUUAAAUCAACUCCUUCGCCCAUUGCAACGAGAACCUCAACUACCCCUGUAACGUUAACAAGCCUUUCGGCUCCAAUAAUGGCUCCUCCUUCCAUGACCGUUAAAUCCACACUGAGCAUCACCUCUGCUUCUUCAACAGCUCCUCCGAACACACCUGCCACUGUAGUAAAGGCUCCCUCAGCUAGUCCAACUCUUACCAGUACGGCUAGCAAAUUGGCUUCAGAGGUGAUCGCAGCACCUCCUCAAGUUGUUGCUUCAGUAAGUAAACCUAUCCCUGUUGUGACUCCAACAACUACAUCAGCUAAACCUCCACCAGUAACCCAUAGCCCUCCCACAGCUGUUGCUUUUACCCAGCCUCCACCUGUUAAACUGGAUUCAGCUAGCAGCUUGAACCUGCAAACUUCCACUUCCUACAAACCUUCCCUGAGUUCAGCUGCAGGAGAAUCUAAAGCCCCAGUGACAGUAUCACCAGCCAGUGCUGUUACAACUAAACCCCCCUCUCCUCCACCCUCUAAGAUGACAACGGUUCCCACAUCAACUACGACCUCAGGCUCGGUAUCUGCGGCCCUCUCCAAACCAUCACUUACCUCUAGCCCAGUGGACUUAAGUAAGCCCUCUUCCACUCUUGUAAGUGUUCCAGAUGUUCCUUCCUCUACUCUGACUGCCACAACUAAAACCCAACCCAGCCCUGCAUCUGUCCCAACGCCAUCUUUAACUUCUUUAGAUAAGGUUCCUCCCACGACUAAACCCACUCCUGCACCAGUGUCUUUAGAUAAGACACCCCCUGCUCCCACACCAACCCCAACCACUCAUGCUGUUGUUUCUACAGCAUCCGCAACACCUCCUCCCACAGGUCAGACCCCAGUCUCUCAAUCUAAAGCCCCUCCUGCUCAGAUCCCAGUUUCUGUACCAAAAGAUCCAACUGCUCCAGCUUUGAUCUCAAUUACUCAGUCUAAAGCUCCUCCUGCUCAGAUCCCAGUUUCUGUACCGAAAGAACCACCUGCUCAAAUGCAAGUCUUUCAGUCUAAAGCCCCUCCGGCUCCGGCUCAGAUCCCAAAUUCUGUACCUAAAGAAACACCUGCUCCUGCUCAAAUUCAAGUUUCUCAAUCUAAAGCCCCUCCUGCAUCUGCUCAGAUCCCAGUUUCUGUAGCUAAACCUCCUCCUGCUCCUGUUCAGAUCCCAGUUUCUGUAGCUAAAGCCCCUCCUGCUCCUGUUCAAAUUCCAGUUUCUGUAGCUAAACCUCCUCCUGCUCCUGCUCAGAUCCCAGUUUCUGUAGCUAAACCCCCUCCUGCUCCUGCUCAAAUUCCAGUUUCUGUAGUUAAAGAUCCACCUGCUCCUGCUCAGAUCCCAGUUUCUCAAUCUAAAGCCCCUCCUGUAACAACUCCUGCCACUUGCCCUGUACCCUCUCCUUCCUCUCCUCCUUCACCUUGUCUGAGUGAGGCUGCUAAGAUGAUAGGAAGUGGACAGGCAUCAGUAGAUGGGCAACUGACUAGUUCAAGUGGCACGGGUGCCCAGGGGGCCCAGACUGUGCUGCCUAAAACAGAAGAACUGUAUACUGAGACACGAACGAGCGUCCAGGGCCCCCCCAGAGAAAGAAAGAUACCACAAGCUAAACCAUCGGGACUUAGCAAAAUACCUGUAGUUGGAGGGGGCAGAGCAGCCAAAAUACCUGUCCGGGACAGUCAGCAUGAUGAUGAAGCAAGCAGGGAUCCACCUACUCCUGAAGACGACAGGCCCCAUUUCAACUCACAUGGUGCAGGGAGCAGAGAUAAAAUCAGUGAUGUUGAGGCUAAUGUGCCCACCUCAAAACACGCCCAGGAGGAGAGUCAGCAGCUUCCCCAGCCGAAAGUCCUCACCAGUUUACCGCGUGACUCAAAGAUCCCUGUGAAGCAUGGCGCACAGUCUCACGCAGCCUCCCAAAUCCCUCAAGCUAAAGAGCCCGCUCGCACUAAGAUACCAGUGUCCAAGGUUCCUGUCCGCAGGUCUGGCACUAAACCUGCAGCUGCAGGCGGCAGCACCCAGUUAAGAAAAUAAAACAAUGGACUGAACCGACCAACAAUACAGAUUAUGGCUUUGACUGCAACUUUUUUUCCAAUAUUACUACAUGACCACCCUUUUUUAAUUAACGUUUCUAGACUGUAAUUCUUGGCUUCACAACAACAUAAGCAACAGUAACAAAGUCAAGGAGGCUGACAGCACUCAAGCACAAAACAUCUCCACAAGGAGCCAAAGCAACAAGCCUGGCUCUUUGGUGCUGAGCCAACUGGACAUGCACUCAGGAAAGGUUCGGGGUCACACCUGAACACACAGCAGCAUCGGGAACUAAGGAUAAGCAAGAAAAAAGGUCUUCUGGGAACACAGUCACACACACACAACACGGGCGAGUGCCUUUUUAAGGGUGCUUUUUCCGACAGACUUUCAGAAUUAAUCUUUUCUACAGUACUUUUAACUUUUGUUACUCCCACUUUUUGUAGGAACGGUCAACUCUUUUUUGUCUUUCUUUCCAGCGAGUCUUUGAUAAUAACCAGUCCCUUUACUCUUUAUUUAUGUCAGGAGAAGAACAGCAGGAGCUCUAUAAAUUAAUGCAACAACCAAAUUUACAUUCCACACCUAUCUCUGGAUGUAUGUAGCAUAAAACGUGCCAUUAAUUUUUUGCACAACAUGUUGAACUGUACAGCGCCUGUGUGUCCGCCUGCUCAUAUGUAACAUGAUCAGAUCUCACUGUGAACUAUGGGGAAGACUGGUUUUUAUGGGAGGAGUGGAAAUAAUUGCUCCCAGUGUAAUGGACAGCAGCCAUUAUGAAUGGCACUAUGGACAGAGAGGAUACUGAGAUGAGAUCUCUCGUACACUGGCACGUCCUAAUCUUUAUCCCACUUAUACUCAGAUGAGAACAAUAUCUCUGUGUAUAGUCUCAUCUAUGUUGUUCUGUUUCCUAUUUAAUCAAUAAAACAAUAUAAGUACUUUGCAAGAUGA
Epinephelus lanceolatus (giant grouper) is the source of this 4379-nucleotide messenger RNA. RefSeq lists its product as uncharacterized. Gene Ontology annotation, cellular component: plasma membrane. The record is from RefSeq and is a predicted model, not a curated record. Gene Ontology annotation, molecular function: phosphatidylinositol-4,5-bisphosphate binding; beta-catenin binding. Gene Ontology annotation, biological process: regulation of canonical Wnt signaling pathway. NCBI's taxonomy places the organism in Eukaryota, Metazoa, Chordata, Actinopteri, Perciformes, Serranidae.